AACAACUCGAUACAAUCGUAAUAACUCAGCCUCCUCCGACAAAGCUUCGAGAUAGACCUCGUUAUACAAUCGUAACAACUCGGCCAUGUCCGAAAUGUUUCGAGCGAUUUAAAACAGUGCCCUGAAGCCUUGCAGGUGCCCUUCAUGUACAUAUCGUUAUGUUUUGACAGAAUGAAAUGAAGAAAAGCCAUCAAACUCAUAAUUAUAAGUUGGAUAUUUAUUUUUUGUGUACGGAACUAAUAUAAAAUAACAUUAUCUGGUGACACAGGCAUUGGAGUCCAGGAAUGGGUUAACAUGGUUUUGGGGAUGAAGCAGCUCACAUUUCCACAUUUGAGGAUUCUAUAUCCAACAGCACCUCCGAGACCGUACACGCCAAUGAUGGGAAACCUAUCCACAGUGUGGUAUGACAGGUCACAGAUUUCCCCAAACUCACCCGACAACGACACAGUGGGGGCCAUGGCGACCCAGCUUGCUGAGCUCGUGCAGUGUGAGGUGGACCUUGGUAUACCCCUCAAUAGGAUCAUCAUUGGAGGGUUUUCCAUGGGUGGAGGAAUGGCCUUGCAUCUAGGUUACAAACACCUCCGAGGAAUUGCUGGGGUGUUUGCAAUGUCCAGUUUCCUUAGCGAACAGUCAACAGUGUAUGAGGCGCUAGAGAAGGAUAACUCAGGGAUCCCUCCAUUAUUCAUGUCCCAUGGAGAGAUUGACACGCUGGUUGACUACUCCUGGGGAGAGGCGACUUUCAGGAGACUGAAGGAGCUGGGCGUGCAGGGACAGUUUCACAGAGUGCCUGGGCUGUUACAUGAAAUGGACAAUGAUACGCUCACAAAGCUGUGUGCCUGGAUUACUUCCCUUGUACCACAGAGCAGUGCAUUGUAGUAGGAGUUAUAUCUCUUAGAAAACAUAACCUCAAGUCAUGUAUACAUAUUAUUAUAAUUUCCUGGGCCUGAUUUUAGCGAAACCUUGUAGCUGUAUAAAGGACGUACUGGAAACAUGAGAUCAGUAUGCAGGGAUAGUUUCACAGUGUACACUGAUAAAUGAAUUUGACUAUGAAGAUGUGAAACAUGAUUUCUUCCAUAGUGCAACAGAGUAGUAAAUUACAGCAGGAAUUUUCUUCAAAAAAUAAAUGAGUGGUGUCUAAGUCAAAAUAGUUGGGACACAUUUUAACUUCAAUGUCUGUACCUCAGGGAAUAAGAUAUUGUCUUAGCCUUUGUGUCAUUGUCAUCAGCAUAAAGAAAACAAACUGUUUCAGAUAUUCAAAUGAAACUUGGUGCAAUAGUUGCCAAAGACAAUACGUUCAUGUGUAGCAAGAAUCAAAUGGACUUGUCUUAUCUGUAAAAGGAUUGUCAUAUCAAAAGCCACUAAAAAUCUAUAUGGACUUCCCGGUAUCUGCGUUUGCUUUCAGUUUAUAACCACAGUUUCUAUAUUUGUAUAGCUAAUUGUGCCCCUUGUUGUCAGACAACUUUGGGAACUCUGCAUUGACAUGUGCCCCUUGUUGUCAGACAACUUUGGGAACUCUGCAUCGCCAAUUGUGCCCCUUGUUGUCAGACAACUCUGGGAACUCUGCAUUGAAAUGUGCCCCUUGUUGUCAGACAUUUCUGGGAACUCUGCAUUGAAAUGUGCCCCUUGUUGUCAAACAACUUUGGGAACUCUGCAUUUUUAAUUGUGCCCCUUGUUGUUUAGACAACUUUGGGAACUCUGCAUUGCCAAUUGUGCCCCUUGUUGUCAGACAACUUUGGGAACUCUGCAUUGCCAAUUGUGCCCCUUGUUGUCAAACAACUUUGGGAACUCUGCAUUGAAAUGUGCCCCUUGUUGUCAGACAACUUUGGAAACUCUGCAAUGCCAAUUGUGCCCCUUGUUGUUUAGACAACUUUGGGAACUCUGCAUUGCCAAUUGUGCCCCUUGUUGUCAGACAACUUUGGGAACUCUGCAUUGCCAAUUGUGCCCCUUGUUGUCAAACAACUUUGGGAACUCUGCAUUGAAAUGUGCCCCUUGUUGUCAGACAACUUUGGAAACUCUGCAAUGCCAAUUGUGCCCCUUGUUGUCAGACAACUUUGGGAACUCUGCAUUUUUAAUUGUGCCCCUUGUUGUCAGACAACUUUGGGAACUCUGCAUUGCCAAUUGUGCCCCUUGUUGUCAGACAACUUUGGGAACUCUGCAUUGAAAUGUGCCCCUUGUUGUCAGACAACUUUGGGAACUCUGCAUUGAAAUGUGCCCCUUGUUGUCAGACAGCUCUGGGAACUCUGCAUUGAAAUGUGCCCCUUGUUGUCAAACAACUUUGGGAACUCUGCAUUUUUAAUUGUGCCCCUUGUUGUUAGACAACUUUGGGAACUCUGCAUUGCCAAUUGUGCCCCUUGUUGUCAAAAAACUUGGGAACUCUGCAUUUUUAAUUGUGCCCCUUGUUGUUAGACAACUUUGGGAACUCUGCAUUGCUUAUACCUUUAUAUUUAUUGAAUUGUACCCCUUGAUCUACUGUACAAAUUGGCAGGCUUUAUCAAUUUUAAUUUUGAUAUUUUUUCUAUUAAAAGUUAUGUUCGUUUUCCUGUGAUAUUUUACCUUGUAUAUGUUGACCAUGGUUGUUUGUAUUUGUGCAAUUUUAAUGUCAUUGAAUGACUGUUAAAGAAUAAAAUUGCAUGUACAGUUUACUUUUUGUCCAUGAAAAAUGCAUUACAGUGGCCUGGUCAAGAGGGUCAUUCUUUAGAUUGAUAACGGUAACUUUAAAAUCAAAGAUGUACAGGCUGCCAAGUUAUAUAUAAGUACAGUUUCAUUAUUUUUGUACACUACAAUUUUAUGCUGAUUCAUUUUUCUAAAAGAUAAGGGUUUAAGCCAGGGUUUAAAAAGGACAAAGUGCUGCAUUAAAUGGACACGGUUUUAAGGAUGAAAAGGCACUUUGUUUUUGGCUGCGAAAACCUGAAUUAUAAUAAAAUUGACAAAAAAUGUUUUAAAAUGUGUUUAAUUAAAGUAGAUUUAGCUUUCAGCUGCCAGACAUUAAGAUAUACGUAUUUUAAUGCCCCCAAAAGAGGGCUGUAACUUUGUCAUACAGCAAUGGAUUUGAAAUUUAAUUGGCAUAUGUGUUUGUUACAUAAAGACAGCGUGUUGCAAGCAAGACCUUACUGGUAGUCCCUACCUCAAAGGUCAGGGUCACACUUACAGAUUCAUCAUUAAGGAAUGCUGCAUAAUGCAUAUAUGAAUAUGCAGUACAGUUGGUUGUGUCCAGGAUGUAACUUUGUCAUGCAAAGAGGGAUUUUUAAAUUAAAUGGCACAUGUGUAACAGACUGCACAAAUUGCUAUGUGCACCUGUCGGGGUUCGAACCCACGACCUCUCGCUAUGCAGGCGGACACUCUACCGCGUCGCUAUAAAAGCUAGCUCUAUAGCGAGACAGUAUAAGUGCCGCUAUAUACACAUCGUAUACCAGGUUACACAUUCCCCCUCCAUUUUGAAAUUCGUCCUCGAAUUUCGGAGACAAAGGUCAAUUUGCAAUUACCUUGAGGCUUAUCAUGCAACACGGGUCCCUCGUUGGGCGCCAACUGUAACAGACUGCACAAAUUGCUAUGUGCACCUGUCGGGGUUCGAACCCACGACCUCUCGCUCUGCAGGCGGACACUUUACCGCGUCGCUAUAAAAGCUAGCUCUAUAGCGAGACAGUAUAAGUGCCGCUAUAUACACAUCAUAUACCCGGUUACACAUGUGUUCGGUACAUAAAAAAGAUGUAUGGUGUGCAAGACCCAUGUCCCUACCUAUACCUGCAUUGUAUUCUCCACACUCGACGUCAACCAUCAUGAGGGCUGGCGUAUGGUUAAAGUUCAUGUUAGCUCUUCCUAAAUAUAAGCAUGUUAGUAAUUGCAUAAUCCAUUCAACUGGAUGGCACUUCAGGGCAUUUGUCACUCUGUUGUAAAUCAUAUUAUAAGCUUUUAAACAAAGCAUAGAUACUAUUUGACUAUCAACAGUAUUCAAUCCUUAAAUGGCGAAAGGGUUCAAAUGCUGGUCCUCAUAUGGGCAGAGUGUGUUACCACUAGACCACGAAUCCGCCCUUUUGCUACCAAAAAGGACGAGGUCACCCUCUUAUACCUCUAGCUAAAACCCUUGUGUUUAAAUCAAUAAAUUCACAUCAAACUGUUGUUAUACUUUUACCACCUAAGUUCAAACUUUAAAAUUUAAUUGGCAAAAGUGGCAUAUGAAUUAUAAUUGGCAUAUAAUGCCAAUCAUAUGCCUUUUUCAAACUCAUUCAUGGUGACAUACUAAAUAUAAAUACUUAAGUUCCCUGGGUAGAAUUUCAACACCAAUAAUGUUAAAUUCAAUUAUGAUUUGAGAUUCCAGAUUCAAACAUAUUUAUUAAGUAAUGUAAACAUAUAAAUUUUUCAUGAUACAUGAUAUAUCUUAUUAACAAGGUUGAUCAUGUGACAUGAAAAACAUUUCAAAAGAAAAAACAUUAAUACUAAUUACAAAAGUGGCAGAGAAAAAAUAAUGAAGUAGGUUAUCUGAUUUACAAUAACCAUAAACGAAUGCAUAUAACGAUACAUCAAAAGAUAAAAUUAUUGUCCUAUGUUAUUAAUUUGAAGCUUGAUUAUUCAAAGAUGGCUACACUGCUCGCCCUGUUGUCAGUAAAAUAAUUAAGGGCAAGUUUGCAUUUUUACUUAAAACUCCAAUACUGUUCAUGCAGUUCACUUCAUACUUUACACUGUUGUUCAGGACCAUCACACAAUUAGCUUCCAUAACUCCAUAUGAAUCUUAAAAUACCAAUUAUGGCCCCUGAUUGACUUGGGAACUUAUGUUAAAGUUUUAGGGCACAUUAUGUCAGAUUAUUUUAGGGCAAGUUGGAAAUUUCUCUUAUACCCUUCUAUCAAUUCACUUCAUACUUCGCACAGUUGUUGAUGGCCAUAAUUCAAUUAGGUGACAUAGCUCCAUGUUAUUAUAAAUACAUUUAUGGCCCUUGAACGACUUCAAAAGUUUGGUCAAAGUUUUUGGGCAAAUUUUCACUUUAUAACUCCAUAUAAGCCUCAUUACAAAUUAUGGCCCUUGAUUGACAUUCUUUUUAUCUUUUUUUUCUUGAAUGUUUUUGACAGGCACAUAUAACAUCAUUAAUGCAUGCUGUCCUAUGCAAGCUCUUGUUUAUUUAUAAUCUGUAGUUAAUGCAGGAUAAAAAUAAUACAGUCAAUCAUAUUUUAAAAGCAUUCCACUUGAUGUAAACUAAUUAAAUAUUUUGUUCAUCUACAGUAUAAAUGCUAUGUCAAUUUAAUCAGAUUGUUAUAUUUUUUUAAGUAUUGAAUAAAUUUGUAUGAAUCUAUGAUUGUUAUAAUAUUUAGGUAUUGAAUAAAUUUGUAUGAAUCUUAAUUAACUAGCUUAUUUUUUUCUUGAUUUGAAGUUUGCAAAGCUUUGUAAAUGCUCAUACUUUGUUUAAAGGUCAACUAUGAUUGGCAUUUACAUUUUAUUUGUGUGUGACAAUUAAUGAUUUUUCCAAUUUUCUGUUCAUUAAUUUUACGCAGAUCGAUUCUGAUGAAUGCACCAAAAUAUGUGGUCAAUUAGGUACCCAUACUCUAUUUUGCGUAAUCGACAAUUAUACUGUAUAUAUAACUCUAUAUUUGUGUUAUCAUUGCAAAUAUGUAUAACUGAAUUAUAUUUUGAUUGUGUAAUGAGGAAUACGAUUGUGUUCAAAUUACUUAAUAAAUGUGUUGAAUCUUGAAAAAAUCUUACUUAUACCUGGUGACAAAUUAUCUGUUUCUUGGAAAGUAUUUAAUUCAAUCAACCCUUUAAAUCGAAAACGAGCUUUAAUAUAUGUGUGUGU
Messenger RNA from Mya arenaria, 5780 nucleotides. RefSeq names its product lysophospholipase-like protein 1. NCBI's taxonomy places the organism in Eukaryota, Metazoa, Mollusca, Bivalvia, Myida, Myidae. Gene Ontology annotation, cellular component: cytoplasm. Gene Ontology annotation, molecular function: palmitoyl-(protein) hydrolase activity; carboxylic ester hydrolase activity. The transcript is spliced from 5 exons. Gene Ontology annotation, biological process: protein depalmitoylation. Bases 295 to 876 code for a protein of 193 amino acids. The record is from RefSeq and is a predicted model, not a curated record.